Messenger RNA from Lethenteron reissneri (Far Eastern brook lamprey), 2397 nucleotides. RefSeq lists its product as uncharacterized. Gene Ontology annotation, cellular component: nucleus. Gene Ontology annotation, molecular function: DNA binding. NCBI's taxonomy places the organism in Eukaryota, Metazoa, Chordata, Hyperoartia, Petromyzontiformes, Petromyzontidae. The record is from RefSeq and is a predicted model, not a curated record.
CCUCCUCUUAAUCAUCCUCUUGCUCCUUCUCUUCCUCCUUCUCCUCAUCCUCUUGAUCCUCCUCAUCCUCUUCAUCCUCCUCAUCCUCUUGCUCCUCCUUCUCUUCCUCCACUUCUUCCUCCUCCUCAUCCUCUUCAUCAUCCUCAUACUCUUGCUCCUCCUCCACUUCUUCCUCCUCUUGCUCAUCUUCUUAAUCAUCCUUUUAAUCCUCCUCUUGCUCCUCCUCAUCCUCUUCAUCCUCCUCUUAAUCAUCCUCUUGCUCCUUCUCUUCCUCCUUCUCAUCCUCUUGCUCCUCCUCAUCCUGUUCAUCCCCCUCUUGCUCCUCCUCCACUUCUUCCUCCUCUUGCUCCUCAUCCUCUUCUUAAUCAUCCUCCCGUUCCUCCUCCUCCCCCCGAUCCCCUUCCCAUUCCUCUUCCCCAUCCUCCUCAAGAUCCAACCACUUCCUCCUCUUCCCGAUCCUCGUCCCAAUUGGCCAUUGUGAAUCCACGCCCCUCAAAGUGGAUCCGAGAGGAGCUCCCCGGGUCUCUGCUGUGGCCAGGAGAUGUUAACUACCUCGCCGGGGUUCGAGCGAGCGAGCACGCGGGCGAGGCUCCUCCGACCCCGAGACUCCGGCCUCACGGAGCGAGGAAGGCGGCAGGAGGAGAUCCUUCCGGCCGUGAGAUGUCGCGUCGUAGAGGGGCCGACGAGCCACGCCGAGACGCUGCCACUACUGCUACCGGCCGGGCGGGGCCCUCGCCUCCGGAGCCGUGUGCUGAGCAAACGGACGAAGCGGGGUCUGGGCACGAGGGGUGGCGGCCGGUGAAAACGGAGAGGGAAGAAGACGCCCCCUGCGACCACGGUGACGACGGCGCUCGCGGAGCCGAGGUUCGGAUCAAGGAGGAGGAGAACGUCGCGAGCGACGGGGGAGCCCCGGAGAGUCCGGCCACCGACGAUGACGGUGGCCGUGCUGGGAAGCGCGGAGAGGCACUGCGGCUACCGUGGGGAGACCGAGCUGCUGCCAUUGCUGCUGCUGCUGCGGCUCCUUCGGACGCAGCGGAGAUCGAGGUUGUGGUGGAGGAUGACGGCGACGGUUACUCCGCGGGCCUGGCGUUCUCGGCGGCGGUGGCGGCGGCGGCCGCGGCGAAGAGGAAGCGCGUUGUGCUGACCAUCGAGCAGAAGUUCGAGAUCCUCUCGCGCAUCGAAACGGGCCACACGAGGGAGAGGAUCGCGGCCGACUUCGGCAUCGGCAAGAGCACCGUCACGUCCAUCAAGAAGGCGGAGGCGAGCCUCAAGUCGUUCGUCGAGUCCACGGAGUCCUUCACCUCCUGCAGGCAGAGGAAGAUCAUGCGCGGCGCCCAGGACCACCAGCUGGACAGCGCCGUCUUCACGUGGCUCGUGCAGAGGCGGAGCGAGGGCCUGCCCGUGUCUGGCCCCAUCGUGAGCGACAAGGCCAAGCAGCUCAACGCCAUCCUGGGCGGCGACCCCGACUUCAAGGCGUCGACCGGCUGGCUGAAGCGCUUCCAGCAGCGCCACGGCAUACGGCAGCUCUGCUGCGCGCAGGGCGGGCGGCUUUCCGCCGCCGCUGCCGCCGCUGCUGCGGCCGCUGCCGCGGCGGCCGAGGCGGAGGAGGAGUGGACGCGUUGCGACGGUGGAGGCGAGCCCGGCUACCGCAUCCUGGCGGACGAGGACAUCGACGCCCUGGUGACGGAGACCGAAGCGUCGGGGCGUGCGGCAAUGGACGAGGAGGAGGAGGGGGGCGUGGAGGGGGACUUCAAUGGCGAGGAGGAGGAGGAGGAGGAGGAGGACGAGGUGGCGGAGAGCCCCGGCUGCGGCGUCUCGCACGCCGAAGCCGGCGAGUGCCUCCGGAGGGCGCUGUGCUGGCUGGAGCGGCAGCCCGAGGCUCGGCCGGUGCAGCUGGCGCUGCUGCGGUCGCUGGUCGGCAUGGCCGCCGAGAAGGAGAGAUCGCCGGGUGGGGGGGCGAACGGAGAAGCGUUGACCAAAUAGAGAAAGAGACCUUCCAUCCGUGGUUCGAUCCCCCCUCACCCCCCUUGCCCCCCUCCCUCCCCUCGCCCCCCUUGCCCCCCUUGCCCCCCUCGCCUCCCACGCCCCCCGACGAAGCUCGUCACGUUCAACCAAGGCGUUAUUAUUUAUUGACGUGCCAAUGAUCGAUGUAUUUAUCGAGAUCCGACCAAUAAAGCUCCCCCCCCCGCCCCACCGCCCGUGCCCGGCGGCUUACAAGAACCGUUCCCUUGCGACGGAAUUCGGCGGCGUCAGACUCCAACAUGGAACCGAUGUCUCAUUAUCACAUCCACCACCACCUACUACUACUGGACACACCGAGAGCGGCUUCGGCCCGGGGCACUUCUUGCACCCGGAGCCUGCGAAAGACGACGACAACAACGGGGUGAUGUGGAUCAU